GAAGCUGUAACCAAACCCCAUGAAAUAUUUAAUAAAACUCUCCCACCAAAAAAAAAACAAAACAAUAGUAGUUUUUGUUUGCAGUUGUUAAUGCUGUUGCUGUUCCUCUGUGUUGAACUUUCAUUUUCUCCCUUUCUCAUUAUUGUUGUUGCUGUUUGUUGCCUUUUUUAACAUGCUGAUAUGAUGGAGAGUUAAAUUUGAUCCAAGGAAGAGAAAGAGAGAGAUGGGUUCUUGUGUGUCAAGACCUGAAGGCUCUGCUGUCCCAAAGUUAAGGUCUUCCAUGAAGAAUAAGAAGAAGAAGAAGCAGAAUCGGAAAAGGAGGAAAAGCUUCGAGAAAAGGGUGUCUAAUGGGCUGACUGACCCAUUCUCCGAUGAGUUUUGUAGCUGGGAUGCUCCACCUGAUCAUCACUCUUCCUUCUCAAACCCAACUUUUCAAGGGAGUGAGGAAUUGUGGUUCGAUCCAGUUGCAGUAUUUGAAUCUGACUAUGAUGAGGAUUUUGAAAGUGUUCAGGAGGAUGUGUUAUCAUUAAAUGGUCUUGAGGGUGUAUCUGUAUCCAGUAUUUCAUCUUUAACAGAUGCUAAUUGCAGAGACCAUUCUUCUUUAGUCUAUCAUACACAGAAACCGGGGGAUGUUAAUUCCAGAACAAAAUCUGAUGGACCUUCAAAUGAAGCGAAAGAACCUGUAUUCCUUGAUGAUAUUGUCUCUUCCGUGGAUGAAGGUCCUGGCAAGGAGGAUGGGUUGUUGGAUGAUUGUGGUAUUCUUCCAAGUAAUUGUUUACCUUGUCUUGCAUCUACUGUUCCAUCAAUUGAAAAGAGAUCACUUAGCUCUAGCCCGCCGAGUGCGAGAAAAAAGCCUGCCUUAAAAAUUUCAUUUAAAUGGAAAGAAGAGAAUGCCAAUGCCAUUUUACUUUCUUCAAAGAUGCUGCUUCAGCGACCGAAAGCAGGUUCUCAGGUGCCGUUUUGCCCUAUAGAAAAGAAAAUGUUUGAGUGUUGGUCUCAUAUUGAUCCUGGUACUUUCAAGGUUCGAGGAGAAAAUUAUUUUAGCAGGGAUAAGAAGAAGGAUUAUGCACCUAACCAUGCUGCAUAUUAUCCUUUCGGAGUUGAUGUAUUCCUAUCCCCACAAAAAAUAGAUCACAUAGCUAGAUUUGUCGAACUCCCUGUUAUUAGUCAUUCCGAGAAACUACCAUCUAUCCUUGUCGUAAAUGUUCAGAUUCCCUUGUAUCCUGCUGCACUUUUUCAGAGUGAAACUGAUGGAGAAGGGAUGAGUUUCGUUCUUUACUUUAAGCUUUCUGACAGUUACUCAAAGGAGCUUCCGCUCCACUUUCAAGAAAACUUUAGGAGGUUAAUUGACGACGAAGUUGAAAAGGUUAAGGGAUUCCCUAUGGAUACAAUUGCGCCAUUUCGUGAACGGUUGAAAAUAUUAGGUCGUAUUGCAAAUGUGGAAGAUCUUCACAUGGGUGCGGCAGAGAGGAAGCUUAUGCAGGCAUACAAUGAAAAGCCUUUUCUUUCACGUCCACAGCAUGAGUUCUACUUGGCACGUAUGCUUGGAGAAAAUUAUUUGGAGAUAGAUAUAGAUAUGCACAGAUUCAGUUACAUCUCUAGGAAAGGUUUUGAUGCAUUCCUAGAUAGGCUAAAGCUUUGCAUCUUAGACGUAGGCCUAACGAUACAGGGGAAUAGACCUGAAGAGUUGCCAGAACAGAUAUUAUGUUGUCUACGGUUAAGUGGAAUCGACUAUAUGAAUUACCACCAACUUGGUUUGAUUCAAGAGCCUUCUUAUAAUUUCUGAGCUUGAUAGCCCCUACUCUGAGACAACAAUAAGACUUAUCUUCCUACUCAGACAUUUAGAGCUUAGGGUACUACUUCCGGUGCUGAAUGUGUGUUGUAAUGAAUUCAAUUCAAGAGGGCUUCAGUUGAAACUUGUCCACUCCGAAGGCAAUAAGCGUCAUGAGAUAUGCACCAAAUGAUCAUGAAUUUAUUUUCAGAAAGAUAAGAGAUCAAAGGUAUGGCCUUUGAGAUCCUUGUACUCUUAUAUUGCUGUCCAUUGUAAUAUCUAGAAUUAAUUCAUUGGAUCAUAUGCACUGGUUGAACCCAGGUUUAUUUUUCAAUAUUUUGUGGAAAUGAAUAUUGAGAAUAUUUACAA
Molecule: messenger RNA, 2140 nt
Organism: Gossypium raimondii (Peruvian cotton)
Lineage: Eukaryota; Viridiplantae; Streptophyta; Magnoliopsida; Malvales; Malvaceae
Exons: 10
Coding region: 224-1786 (520 amino acids)
Source: RefSeq, a predicted model, not a curated record